AUGGCCGAAGACCCAACGGCACCGAGUCUGAACCUCGCCCCGGAGGAGAAGCGAGUGUUCGGGCAGUUAUUUCGACAAGCCGAUACAGAAGGGCUUGGGGUUGUUACGGGAGAAGUUGCUGUGAAGUUCUUCGAGAAGACCAGACUCGAGCCGCGCAUUUUAGGAGAGAUAUGGCAAAUCGCGGAUAAGGAGAACCGGGGACUACUUACACCCGCGGGCUUUGGAAUAGUUUUAAGAUUGAUCGGACAUUACCAGGCAGGAAGAGAUCCAACUCCUGAGCUGGCCCUUCGACCUGGCCCUCUACCUAAAUUCGAUGGAGGCUCUGCGCCAGGAAUGAGCCCUACGAUUCAACCUCCUCCUGGCCCCCCGCCAGGCGCCCUACAACCCCAAACAAGCGGGUCGCCUCCGAUCAGAGUUCCCCCCCUCACGCCUGACAAAGCCGCUCAGUAUGCGGCGCUAUUCGAAAAGUCGGGCGCACAAAAUGGCCAGCUUCCUGGGGAGCAAGCAAAGCAGAUAUUUGAGCGCGCUGGAUUGUCGAAUGAGGUUUUAGUCCGGAUAUGGACAUUGGCAGAUACGGAACAACGAGGGGCCCUCCAGGUCACGGAAUUUGUAAUAGCGAUGCAUCUGCUAGCAUCGUUCAAGGCCGGCACUCUUCGAGCGUUACCAACUGUUCUUCCCGCUGGUCUAUACGAAGCAGCGGCUCGACGCCCACCAAGUCGCCAGGCGACUGGCACCAGUUCCAUCCCAGCCGUCCCAGCCAUCCCGAGACAAUUCAGUGGUGCUACGGGAGCUCCGCGCGCCGGGAGUCCGCUUAGUCGUUCAGCUUACGCUGCCCCCCAACAAUACGCUCAGUAUUCUGGCCCAGUUGGUGAAUGGGCUAUUACUCCAUCAGAUAAGGCAAAAUUCGACGCCAUUUAUAGCACCCUGGAUACAACCAACAAGGGUUAUAUCACUGGAGAAGAGGCUGUGCCGUUUUUCAGUGAGUCAAAGCUCCCUGAGGAGGCUUUGGCACAGAUAUGGGAUCUUGCGGACAUCAACUCGGCCGGGCGUUUGAGCAGAGAUGAGUUUGCGGUUGGUAUGUAUCUCAUCAGACAGCAACGAGGGAAACGUGAUGGGAGAGAGUCACUCCCCGCCACGCUACCUCCGAACUUGAUCCCACCAAGUAUGCGAAAUCAAGUUAAACCAGCCGCUGUCCCAACGGCGCCGCAUUUUGAUGCCGCACCGAGUUUACCCAAGUCAGCUGCCGAGGAUUUGUUUGGUCUUGAUGCUCUGUCAUCACCAGUUCCUGCUCCCAGCCAGGCGCCCCUAUCUACUGGUGGAUCUGCGUCCCCCGGCUUGAACGACCCUUUCGGUAAUAAAACCCCUAUAACCCCAAGCUCUCCAACCCACAGCCCUCCACAGCAAUCUUCAAUCUUCAAAUCAUUUAACCCCUCCUCAUCAUUUGGGCAGUCCUUGAGUUACCAGGCCACUGGUGGAUCAAAUUCGUCUGGUCCAUCUCAGUCGAGAAGCAUGCCGCCACAGAACACCGUAACAGAGGACUUGCUAGGAGACAAUGACCCAGAAAUCAGUAAACGGCUCACAGACGAGACUACUGAGUUUGCCAACUUGUCAAAUCAAGUUGGCAACUUGACGAAGAAGAUGCAAGAUGUGCAAGGACAACGAGCAACUUCCCAAGUUGAGCUGAACCAAGCAAGCACCCAAAAGUAUGAAUUCGAACAGCGACUGGCCCAGCUAAGAACUUUGUAUGAACAAGAAGCACAGAGCGUCAGAAGCUUGGAAGAGAAGCUUACAGCCUCUCGAAACGGGACCAAAAAGCUUCAGACUGAAAUUGCGAUGGUCGAGGGAACAUAUCAGGAUUUACAAACCCAGCACCGCCAAGUCGCCACAGCAUUGCAGGCAGACCAACAGGAAAAUGCCAGUCUAAAAGAGCGUAUGCGUGCUGUUAAUGCCGAAAUUGUGCAAUUAAAGCCGGCUCUCGAGAAGCUGCGGUCCGAUGCUCGGCAGCAGAAAGGUCUAGUAGCCAUCAACAAAAAGCAACUCGCGACGAAUGAAAGCGAAAGAGAGAAAUUAAAGAUUGAGGCUGAAGAGUUAAAUAAGAGUAUUGAAGAGGAUACCAGGACCCUCGCAUCAGCAUCCAAAGCACAUAGUCCAGCCCAAUCUUCAAGUUCGCAGCAGGUUGCCAGCCCAACCCCUUCAACCAUAAGUGCCAACAACCCAUUCUUCCGACGUCAAGGUAGCUCCUCAGAAAUAGCAACGUCCGCAUACACCUCCCCCACGCAGCAAGGCGACCGAUCUUUUGAGAAUGUCUUCGGCCCCGCCUUCGGCGAAGCCGCUACGAUAAAAGAAGGACCGCCACCUACAACUUUCAGACAAGAGAAGGAAAUCCAAUCGACUUCGAGUGGUUCAGCUGCCUCCUCACAUACACAGGCAGGUAACGGGACUGACUUAUCGCCGACGUUGGCCGCAUCACCAGCAACCUCCAACAGAGAGCUUCCUCAAUCAAACAUCCCCCCGCCGCCUCCUGAAUCACGGCAGAUCAGCUCUAGCUUUUUACCUUUCCCAGAACAUGAAGACUCUGUUACAUCAUCUCGACAAGUAUCAGCGCCCAACAGCAGGUUUGGAGAGAGUUCUACUGGCGCCGAUACGCCAACAAACUACAUUGGCACGACCCCGACAGGAUCUUCCUCAGCAGGUCCAGCCGAGAAUCCCGCACCAGCAUCUCCUGGCCUUGGUCGUAAUUCUACUGCUUCCCCUACCGCUAGCGCCACCAAAGAUUCCAUUCCCGGAGCCUUCCCUGGGGAGACAAACUCUAAUAUCAUUGCGACGCCAACCGGUGGAAGCACCCUAAGUGAGCAAGCGGCAGCUGACCCGUUUGAGGCCAACAAGGAGCUAGUUCGCUCUGGAACCUCCAAGGACGAUUUUGAUGCUGCAUUUGCAGGAUUUGGGGCCCCUGCUAAGCUGCAAGAACGCACAAAUACUGGCUCUUCGGCUGGAGGCUCUGCUAGUGGAGCACCAGCUGGAUUCCACAAAGAGUUUCCACCCAUAGCUGAAUUAGAAAACGAUGACGAUAGUGACAGCGGCAGUGACCGGGGAGGUUUUGAUGACGACUUCGCCCCUGCAUCUCCUAGUCAUGCUAGGAAAUCAAGCUCGGCUCAGUCACCAACUUUGACGAAGAGUACCCUUGGCGAGGCACCGAGUGAUUCCCUUCAAGCACGACCGGGCACAUCACAUACCUCAUCGGCAAGAACUAUUGGCACAGCGCCACCAACUCCUGGGGCUCAAAUAUCCCCACCCGCAUAUGCCAACGCUGUCUCUCCCAGCGAGCAAGCCCACUCAGAUGUGCAGCAAUAUUCUGGACUCCUUCCAUCUCGUGAUGUCCCUGCACCAGCGGCAACCACUUCUACCGAGCCUUCGACUUCAACCGCGGCAGGGCAAGUGCCAUUCGGGUUUCCUCCAACAUCUUCGCAACCCGCUCCUCCCGCUAAAGUCCCUUUCGAUGAUGAUUUUGAUGAUUUUGACGGUUUAGAAGAUGCCAAAGAAGGAGAUGUGGAUGACGAUUUUGCCAAUAUCUCCGUUAAUGACCGCUCUGGACUUGAUGAUUUCAAUCCAAUGUUUGAUAGUCCGCCUCAAUCAAAGGGCGCGGAGCAUUCCAACUCCGGGAAUAGCUUUGGGGGAGAUAGUGUUUUCGCAGAAUUCACACAAUCCCCAAAAUCAACCCACCCAAGUACAACAGCUACAAACACAGCCGAUAGCCAUGACUGGGAUGCCAUAUUUGCAGGCUUAGAUACAGCUGCACCAGCCGAGACUGGAUCAACAAACGCCGUAGAUUCUACGACGCAACAAAAUGGCAACGGUGCUGCACCUAGCCCUACUGCCGAAAGACCACAACCUGGGCGUGCCCUCACCGAGACAGGUGUACACGACGACCCGAUAUUGAAAAACUUGACCGGGAUGGGAUAUCCUAGGACCGAUGCACUAGCUGCUCUGGAGAAAUACGAUUAUAAUUUGGAAAGGGCUGCAAAUUACCUUGCCAGUCAAUCAUGA
Molecule: messenger RNA, 4044 nt
Organism: Venustampulla echinocandica
Lineage: Eukaryota; Fungi; Ascomycota; Leotiomycetes; Helotiales; Pleuroascaceae
Product: EF-hand protein
Exons: 4
Coding region: 1-4044 (1347 amino acids)
Biological process (GO): endocytosis; endosomal transport
Cellular component (GO): cytoplasm; plasma membrane
Molecular function (GO): calcium ion binding; protein binding
Source: RefSeq, a predicted model, not a curated record